AUGAGAAUUAUUGUGAAUGACAAGAGAUUGUUCAAGGCUGCAUUGAAGCCCGUAUCAUGCAGGAAGGAAAUCACAAUUGAUGCAAUGCACAGUAAGGUGAUCGUGUCGUCCCAUGGAUUCUCACAUGGACAGUGCAGCUUCUAUUUGGCAAUUGAUGCGGAGGUGUCUGGCAUUCCAACCGAUUCGGAUCAUCUUGUGUUUAGUGUGAAUCCGUCUCAUCUAUUUGAAGGUGUUUUGCUGCUAGACGUGUAUGAUAUACUAGUUGCUGACUGCAUGAAGCUGACAGAUCUCAAAAGCACUAUAAUGAUUCCGUUUAUUUCCACAGUAGGAACUGAAUACGAAGACGUGGGAGUGCCUGUUACAAAGUGUGUGUUGGCGCCAAGGAUUGCUGUGAAGCUUGGCAUGCUAAGAGGCAUAGUUGUGUAUGAAGCGGCACAGAGCAGGCUGAUUGUCAAGAAGAACACAUGUGAUGGCAUUGAUGAGGUUGAGAUUAUCCAUACAGAAUUUCUAGUGAAUGGAGACCUGAAGUUCAAGUGCAACAAUGACUGGACUGACCUUCUUGAUGCUUUUGAGGAGCAUUCGGAGAGUGUAAUGCUGACAUUCAGCUCAAGCAUACUAUCAGUCCAGUUUUUACUCAAGAACCACACAGAAGGAUACUUGGAGAUUCAAGUGCCUAGGAUGGUUGCUGAUCAAUUCAUGUAG
This is a messenger RNA of Ordospora pajunii, 702 nucleotides long. RefSeq lists its product as uncharacterized. Bases 1 to 702 code for a protein of 233 amino acids. The record is from RefSeq and is a predicted model, not a curated record. The transcript has a single exon. Lineage: Eukaryota; Fungi; Microsporidia; Ordosporidae.